Molecule: messenger RNA, 1353 nt
Organism: Closterium sp. NIES-65
Lineage: Eukaryota; Viridiplantae; Streptophyta; Zygnematophyceae; Desmidiales; Closteriaceae
Source: the annotation of a GenBank genome assembly
AUGGCCAACGCAGAACGUGGAACUAGCAUGGGCGCUGGCCUCCCUGGAAUGGUGCCAACGCCUUUCUUCGAUGGUGGCGUGGGACAGACUCACGACAUGGAGGCAGAGCACGGUGAAUCGUCCCCCGAGGAGGGUGUUGGGGAUGCCGGAGGAGACGACCCAGAACUCUUAGAGCUGACGAGGCUGCUCAACAGCCCCGCAACCCCACCCCAGGCUGUCGGCCACGCUAAGGCUGUUGCACAUCGCGGGCCAUUGAACGGAGGGCUUUACACCAACAGACUCAAGAAGGAGCGUGACCACAUCAACAACACCAACGGAGGUGCACCCGGCCCUGUUCCUGCGGCACAACCUACACGGGUAGGAGUGCAUGACCAGCGGAAUGACACGUACCGGACAAGAGGAGCAGCGUACCGCGGGCAUGGCGCAGGGGCUGCCGAGGGCUUCCAAGCUCGUGGUGUGAAGCGGGAAAGGAACGUCCCGCUGAUGACACUCAUCAUUGACUAUGAUCCGGAGAGGAGCGGGGAGGGCUUGAUACGUGGCAUGCCGUCUCCAGAUGAGAUCGUGGUGCACGCAAAGAUGGCAAUGGAUCUCCUGCUACGCAACGGUGCGGCCCGAGGUGUGACCCUGUUCCCUUCGAACACAGUGAGGAACGAGGCGCUACGUAUCAUCCUUCGUGCCACGCAUGACGUGAGCUACGUCCAGGUCUGUUACGCCAUGUCCAAGACGGAGUACAGUACGAAGGUAAACAAAGUGUGGACGAAGUUCAGGAACGACUCGUCCUCUAUGGCACGCUACACGAUUGUCUGCGGGCUGGGGAUAGACGUCGUGGGAACGGGGCUGUACAAGUAUGAGCUGGACACAGCCAGGAAGGCAGAGUGGUGGGAGACCCUCGGCCCACAGGAGCACCUUGGGCACAAGGUCUCUUCGUGGAGCCAUGAGAAGGGCGACAAGAGGCCCUUCACCAGCGCCCUCUUCUUUGCAGCGUGCAAGGCGGCAUACCCUGAGUGGGUCACUGCUGACGGGAUCCUUGUCCUCGUCCCCUAUCACAUAGCGUGGGUCCUGUUUUCUUUCGACUAUGGCAUGACCAACAUGAGGGACAAGUCAAUGACUCUCUCACAAAGCCCCCUGACCAACGAGCGCGAGAUGGUGGAGGUGCUGGCAGAGGUCGAAACAGCCAUCAAGAUGUGGCUGGCCGUGGCGAAGGGGCGCCUGUACGUCCCUGAGAUGGGGGCUUUCAAGUGGGGUGAAGCUGGGCUGUUUAUCAACGAGAGUGGGUUCAAUGAGUAUCUGCCGGAGGAGUAUCAGGUGCGACCUGCGUCGCACGUGGGAGACGAGGGUCCGUGGAUGGAGUGA